This is a messenger RNA of Kickxella alabastrina, 1385 nucleotides long. RefSeq lists its product as uncharacterized. NCBI's taxonomy places the organism in Eukaryota, Fungi, Kickxellomycota, Kickxellomycetes, Kickxellales, Kickxellaceae. The record is from RefSeq and is a predicted model, not a curated record. The coding region runs from base 371 to 1282 and encodes 303 amino acids. The transcript has 3 exons.
UGGAAUUCAUCAACCAGUCAGCAGAAUCCCUUUCCCGUAUUUCCUGCCUUUCCUGCCUUUUCUGCUAUUCCACAUUCUCCAAUAUUAAAAAGAGGGGGGGCACGGCACACAAAAACAGCAGCAGCUAUCUUUUUUCUUUUUUCACGCACUCUCUCUGUUUUAUUGGCACUUGUAUUUAUUUUUUACACAUACACACACGUGUACGCAUACGUGCUUGUCUUGCGCACAAUAAAAGCAACAAUAUUGGCACACUUUGAAUUCCACGCAUUUCUCUAUUUUAUUUGGCAAAUUUCGCUUUAAAUACUCGCGUUUGCCGGCGCACACACAAACACACACAGAUACACAGACACGCACUCAUACAACUCCACAAAUGAAGAGUAUGUGCUAUUCGUGGAUGGUAUGUCUGGCCUUUGUCACGAUGCUGGGCCUACUGGCACCGGGCGCUCGCCAGACAGGACUUGCCAUGGGCUCGGUUAUAGUCGAGUCGACAAAUGUCACAUUUGAUGAUCGGGCGGCGAUGUUUGGAUCACAGCUCGGAGACGACGGCCUUGUGGGCAAGCUGAUGGUGAUUGGCGAUAUCGAGGCCGACAAUAUCGACGGGUGCCGUCGGUUGGCCACACGCAUGGACUCGUCAGAGAGCUGGAUCAUGCUUGUCGAGCGCGGUGGCUGCGGAUUUGUCGAAAAGGUGCGCAACAUGCAGGCGUCCGGCGCAGCGGCAGUGCUUGUUGGCGACCCGUGGUACGACAUGCCCAUCACCAUGUACGCCUCGGGCGACACGUCCGACGUGCACAUCCCAUCGUCGUUCGUCGCGCGCAGCUCAUACACCGGCCUUCGUAGUGCCGCGCGCAACGCGCACUCCCCCAUUGAGAUCAAGCUCGUACGCAACGAGUACUACGAGCUGCCGUUCCUCGAUGUCCUGUUCAUCACGAUCUUGUCACCGCUGCUGAUGAUGGGCUUUAUUUACGUUCUUUACAGGCUGCGCCUGCGCCAGAACCGGCUCCGCGACUUGGCACCGCAGGAUCUCGUCAAGAGCCUGCCGAUAAAUACGUUUAAUCACGCAAAGUACCGCGAGGGCGAGCCAGCAGAGUGCGCCAUUUGCUUGGAUGACUUUGAAGACGGGGAUGAGCUGCGUGUUCUUCCGUGCAAGCACCAGUACCAUGCGCUGUGUAUUGAUCGCUGGCUGACUACGCGGAAGAAGUUUUGCCCUAUUUGCAAGAAGAGCGUGUGUCCGUCGUCAGAGACUACGCCGCUGCUGCCGGCACGUCUGAGGGCGUUUGUGUAAAAAGAGAAUGGUACCGUUUUUCUUUCUUUUCACAAUAACCAAAGUGGACGCAAAAAGAGGGCGCAUUUUUUUCUUCCAAACAUUUUUUUCUUCUCAUACCAUG